This is a messenger RNA of Lolium rigidum, 2647 nucleotides long. RefSeq names its product putative receptor protein kinase ZmPK1. NCBI's taxonomy places the organism in Eukaryota, Viridiplantae, Streptophyta, Magnoliopsida, Poales, Poaceae. Gene Ontology annotation, molecular function: protein serine/threonine kinase activity; ATP binding. Gene Ontology annotation, biological process: recognition of pollen; protein phosphorylation. Bases 28 to 2490 code for a protein of 820 amino acids. The record is from RefSeq and is a predicted model, not a curated record. The transcript has a single exon.
GCUAUACCAUAUGCUUCAUUUCUUCCCAUGCCGACCACCGUUGUCUCAACAUUCAUGAUGGCUAAAUUCGCCAGUUUAGCCCUCUUUCUGCUGCACUCUUGUGUAUGUGCAUCAUCAAGAGAUCACACGCUGAGUACCGGGUCAUCCCUGUCGGUGGAAGAUAACGCGAGGUCUUUCCUGGUGUCGCCGGACGCUACCUUCUCGUGCGGCUUUCUCCAAGCCGGCGACAACGCCUUCUACUUCUCCAUUUGGUUCACCGCCAGCAAAAACAGAACCGCCGUCUGGACGGCCAACCCCGGCGCCCCUGUGAACGGACGGCUCUCCAGGAUCUCGUUCAGCGGCGACGGCAAGCUGGUCCUCGCCGACGCCAACGGGACCAUUGUCUGGGACACCAAGACGGGAGGCAACAAGCAGCACCUCACCGUCUCCCUCAACGACACCGGCAACCUCGCCAUCACGGACCCUUCGACCGGCCGCGCCCUGUGGCAGAGCUUCGAUUGGCCGACGGACACCCUGCUCCCGUCGCAGGUGCUGUCCAAGGAUACGAUUCUGACGGCCGCCUACUUCACCCUCCGCUAUGACAGCGACAACGUGCUGCGGCUCCUGUACGACGGCCCGGAUACCGCGAGCGCCUACUGGCCGAGCCCGGGAAUAGACGUGUACACGAGCGGCCGGACAAACUACAACAGCUCACGAAUCGGCGUCCUCGACGACACCGGCGCCUUCUUCUCCAGCGACGGGCUGCACUUCCAGGCCUCCGACCUGGGCGCCCCCGGCAUCAAGAGACGGCUAACGAUCGAGCAGGACGGAAACUUGCGGCUCUAUAGCCUCCUGAAGGCGACCGGUGACUGGGCGGUCACGUGGGUGGCGCUGAACCAGCCGUGCUCCGUGCACGGGCUGUGCGGGAAGAACGCCGUCUGCGAGUACCAGCCGUACCUCCGAUGCUCGUGCAUGCCGGGGUACGAGAUGGCCGACCGCCGGGACUGGAGAAAGGGCUGCAAGCCGACGUUCGGUGUCCCCGCCGCCAACGGCAACAACUGCAGCCAAGGGGUGCCGGAGCAGUUCACGUUCCUCGAGGUGCCACACGCCGACUUCUACGGAUACGACCUCUGGUUCAACCAGUCCAUCACGUUCGAGGACUGCAUGAACCUGUGCCUCAAGCUGUGCGCCUGCACCGCCUUCUCCUAUAGGACGAAUGGCUUGGGCAACUGCUACCCGAAAGGCGACCUGUUUAAUGGAUACAGGACGUCGUCGUUCUACGGGAGCAUCUACCUCAAGCUGCCGAGCAAAGUCAACGCCUCGGCGUCGGCGCUGCCGUUGGUAUCCGUCGCCGGCGGCUCGGGCCUGGCCUGCGAGCGUAAUGGUUCUAGUCGUCGUACCAUCGUCCCGGGGUACGCGGACAUGUACGGGAGACCCGGCAGCGGCCCAAAGUGGACCUACUUUCUUUCCUUCGCCGCGGUGCUGGGAUUUCUCGAGCUUCUCUUCGUCGCCGCAGGGUGGUGGUUCCUGUCCAGCCAUCAGAGCAUACCCAGCUCGAUGGAGGCAGGGUACAGGCUGGUGAUGGCGACCCAGUUCAGAAGGUUCUCGUACCGGGAGCUCAAGAACGCGACAGGGAAUUUCAAGGAGGAGCUUGGCCGUGGCGGGUCCGGCGUGGUGUACCGCGGUGUGCUGGACAAAGGCACCGUGGUGGCGGUGAAGAAGCUGACGGACGUGCAGGUGCAGGGCGAGGAGGAGUUCUGGGCGGAAGUGACGGUGUUCGGGAGGAUCAACCACAUCAACCUGGUGAGGAUCUGGGGGUUCUGCUCCGAGGGCAAGCACAGGAUGCUGGUGUACGAGUACGUCGAGAACGAGUCGCUGGACCGGCACCUCUUCGGCAACGACAUCGGCAGGUCGCUGGCGUGGACCGACCGGUUCAGGAUCGCGCUGGGCGCGGCCAGGGGCCUGGCCUACCUUCACCACGAAUGCCUCGAGUGGGUCAUCCACUGCGACGUCAAGCCGGAGAACAUCCUCCUCACGCGGGAGCUCGACGCCAAGAUCGCCGACUUCGGGCUGGCCAAGCUGUCCGGGAGGGACGCCGCGGGAGACGGCGUGCAGUUAUCACACAUGAGGGGCACGGAGGGAUACAUGGCGCCGGAGUGGGCGCUCGGCCAGCCCGUGGACGCCAAGGUCGACGUCUACAGCUACGGCAUCGUACUUCUAGAGAUCGUCAUUGGGACACGGAUCUCCGACCAGACGACGGCGGACGGCGAAGAGCGGCUGGAGAUGUGGCAGAUCGCACAGGCGCUGAAGCAGGUGGUAGCCACUGGAGACGUUGGGUCGGUAGUGGAUAGUAGGCUGAGUGGGCAGUUCAACCCUCGGCAGGCCAUGGAAAUGGUGAAGAUCUCCUUGUCGUGCAUGGAGGAGAGCAGCAGCAGACCGACCAUGGAUGACAUCUCCAAAGCUCUUACAGCGUGCGAUGACGAAGAUGAGCACCCAGCGUACCUCUCAUGACAAACUUCGACCUAUGGUGUGAUAACUUGGGAGCUACAUGCUUUAGUAAAUCAUAUCUUUUAUGCAAGAGCCAACACAUUAAGAUUUACUUUGUCAAAGAACGAGUGUUGAAUAAAUAAUUGAAGAUUCAGUUCAGUCGUCCAAAGAAACAAUUGAA